AUGUCCUAUUCAACCAGACACGAUACUGCACCCUCCGCAUUCUCAACCCCGGCAUCGACCACUCUCUUCCGACGUCUGGCUUGGGAGGGAACAGUACCGCUCGAAAUUCAUGUCGAUCCGGCAGAAUUACCCGCGAACAGCGAUCGCGGACUGGAAUGCUACUUCAUCCAGGCGCCACGCGUGAGCUACCUUCCGCUGCUCGUUCCGGAGAUCAAGCGGUUCCUUGUGGAUAUUGUAUUCGAUAGCGUAGGUGCGAAGGCAAUCAAGGAGGAAGACUGGUGGUUUGAAACGGAAGACAGGGUAUUGAUGCGAUGGCAUUGGUCAAUUGGUCUAUUAUAUGACUUUCAUACUGUCUCAUCGUCUAUAAGGAGACGCAAUAAUGACCAGCAGCUAACACCAUUGCGUUUGAUAUUGCACCUCGCUGCGCCCCCAACCGACAAACUCCUUCUUUCUCCAAGUAUAGAAGCAUGUAAACAAGCAUUUAUGGGACAGCUCAAGGAAGCUGAUUUCUUGAGAUGGGGCAAUACAAAGAGGAUGACGGGCCUUCGUCAAGCUGAGCAAGAUGGCAUUUGGGAAGGUAUACGAGAGCAUAACUUUGACGAGUACUGGAAGAUUGCGUCCAGGAUCACUCCGACGACGACACCUGUUCGAACUACCUCUCCUCCACCUUCGUCCGUGUCAUUACAUACUAGACCACCCUCAGCAGACACACCAGGCGCUCCGGACAAGGAUGGGGCGUAUAGCGUUCGCAGUGUUCCGAUCCGAAUAUAUCUUCCAGACGGUCCGGUACUGCAAGAUGUAGCUUCGCCUUCACUUGAAUCUGGGGUAUACAAUACUUUGGGGAAAUUCCUUAAUACGCAUCUUCCUCUGCUGUUCCCAAAUUCUAAUCGAGUACUUGCGUACCCUAUUGUGCAAGGUGUUGUGUGUCCGUUGGAUGCUGAGGUUGCAUGGUUAGGAGCAUGCAUGGCGGGAGCGGAUGGAUGGGUGAACGUUAUGGUCGGUGUUGUGUAGAUUACAGUGUUGUUUUAUAUGGUAUUUUG
Molecule: messenger RNA, 1040 nt
Organism: Fomitiporia mediterranea MF3/22
Lineage: Eukaryota; Fungi; Basidiomycota; Agaricomycetes; Hymenochaetales; Hymenochaetaceae
Product: autophagy protein 5
Exons: 4
Coding region: 1-1011 (336 amino acids)
Biological process (GO): autophagy of mitochondrion; autophagosome assembly; C-terminal protein lipidation
Cellular component (GO): cytoplasm; Atg12-Atg5-Atg16 complex; phagophore assembly site membrane
Source: RefSeq, a predicted model, not a curated record